Rhinolophus ferrumequinum (greater horseshoe bat) is the source of this 578-nucleotide messenger RNA. RefSeq names its product dehydrogenase/reductase SDR family member 2, mitochondrial-like. The record is from RefSeq and is a predicted model, not a curated record. Gene Ontology annotation, molecular function: carbonyl reductase (NADPH) activity. Lineage: Eukaryota; Metazoa; Chordata; Mammalia; Chiroptera; Rhinolophidae. The coding region runs from base 1 to 522 and encodes 173 amino acids. The transcript has 5 exons.
AUGAGCAGCAGUGGGAUAGACCAAAAUGGUGUCCUGGCCAACUGGGUAGCUGUGGUCACGAAGUCCACUGACAGGAUUGGCUUCACCAUCGCCAGGCGUCUGGCCCAGGACAGGGCCCACGUGGUGGUCAGCAGCUGGAAGCAGCAGAAUGUGGACCGGGCUGUGGCAGCACUGCAGGGGGAGGGGCUGAGUGUGACAGGCACCGUGAGCCACGUGGGGAAAGCUGAGGACCGGGAGCAGCUGGUGGCCAUGGCCCUGGAGCACAGUGGAGGUGUGGACUUCCUGGUGUGCAAUGCUGCUGUCAACCCCCUGGUGGGGAGCACCAUGGGGACCAGUGAGCAGGUGUGGGACAAGAUGUGGAACCCGAAUGUGAGAUCACUGAUGCUAUGUUCUGUGCUCCUUCCAUCCAGGAUGGGGCAGCCUGAGGACUGUGCAGGCCUCGUGUCCUUCCUGUGCUCUCCAGAUGCCAGCUACAUCACCGGCGAGAAUAUCAUGGUGGCUGGAUUCUCUUCUCGGCUCUGACGGGGCUCGGGGGCUACAGAGCUGUGGGUCUGGGCCUCGGAGCCUGAGGGUGGGUA